AUGCAUUUACUUAAUUUCGAUAUUUAGUUCUAUCCAGAUAUAUAUAUAAAGCAUUUGUACUUAUGUUUAAAUUUAGACAGAAUUGUGUGCUUGAUUGUUGCAUUGGUUGGUGAAAUGAUUAAGAGUUACAGUGCAUCAACCUUAAAGGAAAUGGAAUACUUUUUUUAUUAUGAAAUACCAUUCAAUUUCAUUAUAACUGGACUUAUUGUCCAAUUUCAUCAAUGGUUCUCAUUUGCAAUUUUCAUAAAGCAUGCAUUCAAUCCUGACAAACUGACAGAUUUAAAACUGAAAAUCAAACUGUCUCUUUUGAUAUCAAUAAUAAUUUCUUUGUCUUGUUUGAUUCUGUAAUUCACUGCUGUGGUACUCGAAAACACAAUUGAAAAUGCUUAUGACUCUCCAUUUAAAUAGUAAUAAUCAUCUCAAAUAAAUGAUUUCAAUCAUUAUAGAAUUAUGGAUUGGGUUAUGAUAGUUCUCUACACAGUAGUCACUUUUUCAUUUGUUCCAAUGCUCUUAGGCCUGAUAUGCAAAAUAAAAAGAAAUUUCAAUCAAGUCUACAAAAAGAUCAAAUGGAAGUAUCUAUUGCUCUUAGGACUCUUUAUGGUGUUCCUCUUUUUUAGAAUCUAUUUGUAUUUGGAUUUGAAAGAACUUAAUGGAUCUUUAAUGAUAACAACCAUGUACACACCUAUUCCAUUUUACAUUUCUGAGAUACUAAUGAGUAUGUUUUUGAGCUACAUUUUAUUCAAUGUGAAUGAAAAUGAAAGUGGAACUGAGAAUAGAAACUCUGACUCACAAAACAUCAGUAAUAUUAUCCUGUACAGUGAAAAUGGAAAUAAUCAGCCCUUUUAAUAAAAUGGGUAGUUUUUAUUUAAGGCAGCAGACUAAGCAAAUGGAAAUAAAAUUCAUUUACAAUAUGAUGAAUUAUCAACAGGAUUACCUGAGGACAAAAGUAAAAGAGGCAACUCAGUAGAGAGCUACAUUCAAGAGAGAAAUGCCACCUAGAAUUACUUGCGUAAUACUGUUAAAAGUACAAUCGCACAAUAGCAUAAAUAUUCUGGGACAACGACUCUGAGAGCUUUAAAAGAUUCAGAAUUAUCGAUGGGAAGUUUUGACUAACCUUAAACUAUAGAGGAAGAUGAUGACGAGGCACUCUCUGAGUAAAGGCUUUCUUAGGAUAUGUAUCCUACAUAGUCUAUUGGAUCUCUUGAGGAUAGAAAUUUAAGAUACACUAUGACUAAUUUUAUGAAUCCCAAUCACACUGAGGCAAGUAAUGCUUACAGGGGAGAAAGUGCAGGAAAUAAUCCAUUCAAGACUCCUAUAUAUAGUCCUAAGAGCAUGCAUAAACAAUACCAAGAAGAGGACAUCUCUAUGAAGCAUAAUAGGAGUAUUUUAAGUAAACUAGGGAGUGUUUUUCGGAAGAAGACUAAGGCCUAAACUCUUUCAAAUGGAGGUGAUAAUUGCAGUCUUAACGCAGAUAUUUAACCUAUGCUUAGUACGAAUCAUAACCUUCAAACUCAAUCGAAAUGA
Stylonychia lemnae is the source of this 1524-nucleotide messenger RNA. The record is from the annotation of a GenBank genome assembly. NCBI's taxonomy places the organism in Eukaryota, Ciliophora, Spirotrichea, Sporadotrichida, Oxytrichidae.